Striga asiatica is the source of this 459-nucleotide messenger RNA. The record is from the annotation of a GenBank genome assembly. NCBI's taxonomy places the organism in Eukaryota, Viridiplantae, Streptophyta, Magnoliopsida, Lamiales, Orobanchaceae.
AUGAGGGCGUUCCACGCAGCAAUAUCUUUUUUGGGUAGGGACUCGAAUAGAUCCAUGGCUGCGUUAAAAUCUCCAGACUUUGCAUAUCCAGCCAGAACGGUCGUCCAUGAAAUGAUAUCCUUUGCAUCCAUCGUGUCGAAAAGAUUUCUAGCAUCCUUCAUGCUCCCACACUUGGCAUACAUAUCGAGAAUCGAGUUACAAAGAAUCAGGUUCGAAUGCACCCAUUUUCCAAACUUUAAAUCCGCCUUCUUCCGGCAAGCGGACAACAAACCCACCAAUGUGAUGUCAUUCGGCUUCACGCCUAUUUCUGAAUCCAUUUGCAAAAAGAACUUUGUCGCCUCGUCAGCAAAACCAUUUCGGGCAAGCCCAUUGAUCAUUGAGUUCCAAGAAACUGCAUCCCUCUCGGGCAUGCUUGCAAAUACCAGACGGGCUGCAUCCAAAAGCCCACACUCACAAUAG